CGGAAACCAAAGAGGGUGAACCGGGGAGGUGGUGUCCAUCUUAUUUACACCAUAUACAUAUAUAUAUGCUUUGAUCUGUCUGGAUUCUUACAGCAGGAUACAAGUUAUAAACACCGGGUCUUCAGAGAUGAGCAGUUCAGAGGAAGUGUCAUGGAUCUCCUGGUUUUGUGGUCUGAGGGGGAAUGAGUUUUUUUGUGAGGUGGAUGAAGACUAUAUCCAGGACAAGUUCAACCUGACGGGGCUCAAUGAGCAGGUUCCCCACUACCGCCAGGCCCUCGACAUGAUCCUGGACCUCGAACCAGACGAGGAGCUGGAGGACAAUCCCAACCAGAGCGACCUGAUCGAGCAGGCGGCCGAGAUGCUGUACGGCCUCAUCCACGCACGUUACAUCCUCACCAACCGAGGCAUCGCACAGAUGUUGGAGAAAUAUCAGCAGGGAGACUUUGGCUAUUGUCCCCGGGUGUAUUGUGAGAAUCAGCCGAUGCUUCCUAUUGGCCUGUCAGACAUCCCUGGAGAGGCCAUGGUGAAGCUGUACUGCCCCAAGUGCAUGGACGUCUACACACCCAAGUCCUCCAGGCACCACCACACAGAUGGAGCAUAUUUCGGAACUGGUUUCCCCCACAUGCUCUUCAUGGUUCACCCUGAGUACAGGCCCAAGAGGCCCGCCAAUCAGUUUGUCCCGAGGUUGUACGGGUUCAAGAUCCACCCCAUGGCCUACCAGCUGCAGCUGCAAGCGGCCUCCAGCUUCAAGAGCCCCGUCAAGGCCAUCCGCUAGAAAGACAGAUGAUGAUGAUGAUGAAGAAGAAGACCAGGAAGGGGACUAUGGAUGGAUUUGUAGAGAGAAAGGAAGAGAGAGAGAGAAAACAGGAAAGAAUAAUUGUCAGAAAUGGGGAGAGGUCACCUGCAUUCUACAAAGCUCUUCAGAUGUCCCCUCCCCAACCUGAGGACUGUAUUAUUUUGGUUUAGUUUAAGACAAAAUGAAAAUUACAAAAGUGUAAAGAUUUUUGAGUGUGAGUGAGACACAAGAACGUACAGCCAUGAUCUUCAGCGCGCACACACACACACACACACACACACGCACACAUGCAACCACACACACACACGUGGGAUUCCAUGCACGCACCUUACCAAACUCAUCAGUGCCAAAAACAGGAGGUGAGGAAACACACAGGAGCUGCCGCUUAACGAGCACGCUGAUGAGGAAAUUAUCCAAUCGUUGGGCGACAGAUGAGAGAAAGCUUAAAAAAAGAAAGAAAAAAGUGCAAUGUUGUUUUUUUUCUGUAUUUGGCACAGUUUGGUAAAGAGUGGUGGUAAACCCUCCGUCAUUGGAAGCCUGCCUCCUCUCCCUGUUAGCCCCCCCCCUCCCCCCACUCCACCUACCCCAGUGCAUGUACACUCAGGCUGGCACUCGCAGAGACAGUUUGGACGGGUGUUUUUCUGUAUCGCUCAUUUGUUUAAAAAGAAAAAAAGAAUAAUUUGGUUGCUGUUUUUCUUUUCUUUUUUUUUUUGUCUGAUGUUUUGUGGUGAUUUUACGCAAAGCAUUCUGUUUAAAUUUGCCUUAAGAUGCAGCGAAAAACACCCCGAUGGUGUGAUUGUUUCUCAGAGAGUCUUCAUUUACUUCUGCUGUUUUUAAAAAAAUAGGUCAAAAACAUGAACAACUUCUUCUUCUGGUUCAGACAAUUGUAAUCAAGCUUGUGUCGUUUUUCCAGCUGUCUGUGCGCGUGUCAAAUAACUGUAUGUAAAGGUACCCCAAGUGAGAAUAUAACCCCCCCAACCCCCCCUGCUCAACCCCUUCCUCCCUCCAACCGAGACCCCUCUGCAGCAGCAGCCACACCACACCUUCCCCUCGUUACUCCAUCUCUCAUAAAAUGAAUUGUUUUUGGGAAAUGCGCUUAUUUGCUUCAUGGCGGCGAGUUAAGAGAAAAAGAUAAACACCACUCAUGUCUGUGAGGGGAAAUAUGAAGCUAAAGAUUGGGAACAGUAAGCCUGACUCUGUUCACAGGUAAUAAAAUCCACCUAACAGCACCUCUAAAGUUCAGUAAUGAACAUGUUUAUUCUUUGUUUAAUCCGUACAGAAACUGACGUAUAAAAUGAACGAGUUGUGGUGUUACAGGAGUUUACUUUAAUACUUCAGUUACAGAAUCCAAGUCAAGAAGUAGUUUGGCACAUUAAACUUCCCAAACACCACGAAAAACAUGUCAUUUUUUUAAAAUUUAAGCUCUUAAACUCUUUUACAGAUUAAACAGAUGAUGUAUAAUGUGUGAAUUAGAGGUGUUAGAUUUGGAUCGAUUGACAGACAAUUGAACUGCAAUUAUUUGAUAAUCGAUUAAUCCUUUUGAGUCAUUUUUUAAGGGAAAAAAAGAUAAUAUUCUCCUAUCAGCUUCUUAUAUGUGAAUUCAGACAUUUUUAGCUUGUAUUCUGGGCUUUGGGAAGCAUUGAUCGCCAUUUUCCACCAUUUUAUAGCUCAAACGGCAGAUUAAUCGAUAAUGAAAAUAAUCUUUAGUCGCAUCCCUACUUUAGACAGAACCAGGCUAGCAGUUUCCCUUUGUUUCUAGUGUUUAUGCUAAGCUAAGCGAACUUUAUAGUUAAAUCUUCUCAUCUUAAACUCUUAAGCGUAUUUCCCCAAAAAACAUGAAGCUGUUCGUUUUUAAAUUUUAAAGAUCAAGGAGGAGACUCAAGAGAAAGAGGAAUUUAGACAAUCUGAAUCCUUUUGGCUCACUCCACCACUGCACUGAUUCAACCGGUGUCUUCUCCCCUCCGCACAGUCUCAUUAUAUUUAUGUUCAGGUUUAGAGAAAAAAAAACAGACCACCAGCCGCUCGUUUUUUGUUCCUGAAAGCAUCGGAGGGAGGACCAGAUUACACACACACACACACAAGUCCUCCCUCCCUUCACUCCCUCUCUCCUGUCUUACUUUUGAGUUUGUGUGAUUGGAAAUAGUUUUUUGUUUUUCUUGUUUUUUUUUGGAUUUCAUGAUACAAGAGAAUCUGUAUUUAUGUGUCCAGAUUUUAAACUAAUGUAUGUCCGUCGUGUUGCUGUCGUUGUCUUUCUGCUACUGUGGAAGGGUGAGCAGGAUUCAGAAAUCUCAAUAAACUUCUAUUUUCUUUUCA
Molecule: messenger RNA, 3109 nt
Organism: Scomber scombrus (Atlantic mackerel)
Lineage: Eukaryota; Metazoa; Chordata; Actinopteri; Scombriformes; Scombridae
Gene: csnk2b
Product: casein kinase 2, beta polypeptide
Exons: 7
Coding region: 128-775 (215 amino acids)
Cellular component (GO): protein kinase CK2 complex; cytoplasm
Molecular function (GO): protein kinase regulator activity
Source: RefSeq, a predicted model, not a curated record